Molecule: messenger RNA, 346 nt
Organism: Caenorhabditis angaria
Lineage: Eukaryota; Metazoa; Nematoda; Chromadorea; Rhabditida; Rhabditidae
Source: the annotation of a GenBank genome assembly
AUGGCCGGAGUUCAGUCGAUUCGAAGAGAAGCCAAACAUUUUGCAAGUGCGUUUUCGAAUUUUCAGAUUUUCACAAAUUUUCAGCCAAAAAAAAUCUGGAAAAUUUUCCAGACAUGACAACAAUGCACGGACCGCGGAGAUUGCACAAAUCCUCCAAAUUGUUCUCGAAAAUCUUCUGGAUUUUUGUGAUUCUGAUUUGUGCCGCAUUUUUGCUGUAUCAAAAUUUACAGCUAUUAUUGAUGUAUAUUUCAAGGCCCACUUUAUCGCAGGUGAGCGAAUUUUCCUCGUUUCAUAUAUCAAACAUUUGAAGGCAGAGAAAAAGAGGAGCGCGUGGCCGACUGGUUAG